AUGAAUGCUAUGCUCUUUAUGAUUGCUGGUUAUGAAUCGACUUCACUUAACAUUGCAUUUGCUACCUAUGAAUUGGCUAAACAUCCUGAUAUACAACGUAAAUUACAGGCAGAAAUCGAUGAACAUUGGAAAGAAGGAGAAGAAGAACCUGAUUAUGAUGUGAUUGCUAGUAUGACAUAUAUGGAUAUGUUCGUACGAGAAGUACUACGCAUGUAUUCCAUUGUACAUAGAGCAUUUAGUCGACAGUGCAAUGCAUCAACAGUCAUCUGUGGUCACCAGAUUGAAGAAGGUGAGAUAAUAUUUGCAUAG
This is a messenger RNA of Rotaria sordida, 309 nucleotides long. The record is from the annotation of a GenBank genome assembly. NCBI's taxonomy places the organism in Eukaryota, Metazoa, Rotifera, Eurotatoria, Philodinida, Philodinidae.